Molecule: messenger RNA, 1488 nt
Organism: Sabethes cyaneus
Lineage: Eukaryota; Metazoa; Arthropoda; Insecta; Diptera; Culicidae
Exons: 5
Coding region: 598-1251 (217 amino acids)
Source: RefSeq, a predicted model, not a curated record
GCAGUGUGCGUUGUAUGAACGAGUUGGAUUCUCGCAAAGUGAUCGCAUCAUUAACCUGUUUAAGCCGUGAAGAGAAGUAUAUCGAUAGAAAAAGAAGCAGAAAGACGCUUUUUAACAGCAAAUAUAACUAACUACCUAAUUGAGUGUCAGUGAAGUGCGAAGCGAAUUAAACCAGCCAUGUCUGGAUGAUUCACGCCGAUCAGACGGUUUAUGUUUGUAAUAAAUUAGGAAACGUGUUUUGGUCAGUAUUCGGCUGCUUUCAAGUUCAGCUAGGUGGAAGUACUAAACGUUGUUAGUCUAGAUAACUAUUUUGGUGCUCACCGCUUCAGUUCAACUUAUUUUAAACACCGUUGUACAUUGAACAGAUUUGGAUGUCUGUAAUAGAAGCUUGGCUUACGGUUUCACGAGUGCUCCACGUGACAUUUUUAAAGUCUAAUACGAUUGUGGUAUAGUGUUACUGUUUGACGAACAUUAAAAUUUAGAAUUUAGAAUAAAAAGCUACUGCAGUUGUCAAUCAACAAUUACAUCGUGAUGAUCGUUGGAAAACUUUCGAGAUAAAGCUUGAAUCGGAUUUGCGAAAAAUCUUUUGAUAUAAAAAUGUCUGCAACAACCGACACGAGUGCUGCCAAUAAUAACGACCACAGCAGUAAUAACAAUAAUGUCACCUCCAACGUUGAAACGCAGAGCUUGGAAGUCCAAGUUACUAUCAAGGACUUACCGAUUACCUUUAAAGUCAAGUAUUUGGGAAGCCAGUACGCGAGAGGAUUGUGGGGCAUUAAGCACACGAGGCGACCCGUUGAUAAUCUAGUCAGUGCAGCCAAAAGCUUACCGCCGAAUCGGAUUCUUCCGUUCUGUAAUCUAACGGUGUCAUUGGAUGGCGUUAGAAUGGAAACGAUCACCUCCAAGCAAAGUUCGCUGACAAACUUCACCAUCGACACUAUCUCCUAUGGUGUGCAGGAUCUAGUGUACACGCGAGUGUUCGCCAUGAUCGUCGUCAAAGAGAAUUAUAACCUGAAAGACGAGAAUCCUUUUGAAGUUCACGCAUUCGUGUGCGAUAGCCGAGCAAUGGCCCGUCGUUUGACGUUUGCCCUGGCUGCAUCGUUUCAGGACUAUUCAAAACGUGUCAAAGAGGCUGAGGAGAGUAACGUCGGCGAUCCGAAUCACAAACCAUUACGAAAGAAGUUUGCCAUCGACUUGCGAACACCAGAAGAGAUCCAACAGGAUAUCACCGAGCAGGAAACGGAAGCGUGAUUUCAUUUUGAUUGUGAUUUUGUUUUGUUUAUUGUUACAAUGAAUCCAACGGAUGUUUAUUGAUGCAAGGAAGAAAAAAAACAGUGUUGCGACUAGUCCUUUUACAUUAUAAAACAUUUAACCAUAAAGCAGCGAUAGAUUAGUAAAUCACAAUGUGAUUCCCAGCUCGGGCUGGGGAGCGUGGUCCAAAAGUACAUAACUACAACAUACCAAAACCGAUUGACCUUUCCACAACAA